This is a messenger RNA of Parasteatoda tepidariorum (common house spider), 1138 nucleotides long. RefSeq names its product ketohexokinase. NCBI's taxonomy places the organism in Eukaryota, Metazoa, Arthropoda, Arachnida, Araneae, Theridiidae. Gene Ontology annotation, molecular function: ketohexokinase activity. The record is from RefSeq and is a predicted model, not a curated record. Gene Ontology annotation, biological process: fructose metabolic process.
UUUACCAACAAUCAAGUGAAUCGUUUGGGUUGACGGGCUCUUGACUUAUGGACUUGAACCAUGGUCCGCAACUUUAUUAUCAAUUAACUCCCUAAUUUUAACCAUAAUUUUUCUUUCUUUCUUAAAAUUUAAGUCUAGUUUUUAUUAGUUAUACUUUUCCUAUUCAUUAUUUAUUAGUUUUAACUUUUCAUAUAAAUGUCAGGUCAAGAUAAAAAAGUUUUAUGUGUUGGAUUGUGUUGUUUAGAUAUGGUUAUGAUAUGUAAAUCUUAUCCCGAAGAGGAUAGUGAUCAAAGGUGCUUAUCACAUGUUUGGCAACGUGGAGGGAAUGCAUCAAACAACAGCACCAUAUUUUCUGAGUUUAAUAUUCCUUGUGAGAUAUUAGGAACAUUGAGUAAUGAUAUUGGUGGCCAAUUCAUGAAAAAGGAUUUUGAAAAGCACCACAUAUCUUAUGAAAAUUGCCAUCUCUAUGAAGAAUUUGAAAGUCCAACAUCCAUAAUUUUAAUAAAUUCUCAAAAUGGAUCUCGUACAAUUGUUCAUUCUAAUAAAGGUAUGCCAGAAGUUUCUAUAGAAGAUUUUAAACUAUUGAAUCUGAAUAAUUACAAUUGGAUUCAUUUUGAGAUCCGCCCACAGUAUGAUCAAAUAAAGCUUAUUAUAGACUACAUUCAAUUAUGGAAUUCUGAAAUAUCUCAUGAACCGAUACUAGUAUCGAUUGAAGUAGAGAAACCUAAAACUGAAUUACUAGAACUCCUCAAUCUUGGAGAUUUCGUAUUCAUCUCAAAAGAUUUUGCGCAGGCUUGUGGUUACAGUGACAUGAAAUCAGCAGUUGAGGAACUUCAUCAUAAAAUUAAAUCUGGGGCAUCUAUAAUAUGUGCUUGGAGCGAUCACGGGGCUGCUGCACGAUCUGCUGCUGGACCUGUUGUGACAUCUCCUGCUUUCCCCCCAUCGAAGUUAGUUAAUACGCUUAGUGCAGGCGACACCUUUGUUGCUGCAACUAUUAUCGCUCUAAUGAAAGGUCAGGAUUUAGCUGAAGCAAUCACUACAGGGUGCAAAAUUGCAGGUGCGAAAUGUGGAAUGCAUAAUUCUGUUGGAUUGUCUGAUCAGUUUCCUGAUUUAUAAAAGAUUUCUGUUUGUUUUUCUA